GACUACCACUUGCACUGUAGCUGAUGAUACACAUCAACUAUUAACGAUCUUUACCACAAGACUCCAUAAUGGCUGCUGAUGAACUUAAAGUUAGAUCUGAGAAGUUGAGGAAGGCUGGCCUAGCCAUAGCCGGCAUUAUGGGAGGCGUGAUCUUUGGUAUUGUCGCCCUCACUGUUCCAUUCGUGCUACCAGCUCUGAGGAAGUACUGUCUCCCCUAUGUUCCGGCCACCCCCAUCCAGACAGAGACAGUCUUGCGUCACAUCCGAGGGAGGGCUGGCAGAGUUGUGGACCUGGGCAGUGGAGAUGGACGAGUGUGUAUAGCAGCGGCCAAACAGGGAAACUUUGCAGUUGGUUACGAGCUCAAUCCAUGGCUGGUGUGGUACUCUAGGUGGAGGGCUCUCUUGAGUGGAGUGAGACAAACAACUGAGUUCCAUAGGAGAAAUCUGUGGAAGGUUGAUCUAGGGGAGUACAGUACUAUCAUUAUCUUUGGUGUGGAUACAAUGAUGGAGCCACUGUGGACAAAGAUAUCCAAGGAAGUGCUCUCCAAGCAGACGCCCCUGAGGGUCAUAGCAUGUCGUUUCCCACUCCAUCAACAAACUCCCACCAUCAGCCACGAAAUGGGACCUCACAGUGUUUGGGUGUACGACUAUUUUACAAUGUAAUGUCAUUUUGUCCAUUCAACUCGAGGGCGUUCUUUAUGAAGUCACCACCCAUGUGGACUAGA
Messenger RNA from Halichondria panicea, 724 nucleotides. Its product is annotated as ATP synthase subunit C lysine N-methyltransferase-like. Gene Ontology annotation, cellular component: mitochondrion. The transcript is spliced from 4 exons. Gene Ontology annotation, biological process: peptidyl-lysine trimethylation; positive regulation of proton-transporting ATP synthase activity, rotational mechanism; regulation of mitochondrial ATP synthesis coupled proton transport. Gene Ontology annotation, molecular function: protein-lysine N-methyltransferase activity. Lineage: Eukaryota; Metazoa; Porifera; Demospongiae; Suberitida; Halichondriidae. The coding region runs from base 69 to 662 and encodes 197 amino acids. The record is from RefSeq and is a predicted model, not a curated record.